Emiliania huxleyi CCMP1516 is the source of this 159-nucleotide messenger RNA. RefSeq lists its product as hypothetical. Lineage: Eukaryota; Haptophyta; Isochrysidales; Noelaerhabdaceae. The record is from RefSeq and is a predicted model, not a curated record. The transcript has 2 exons. The coding region runs from base 1 to 159 and encodes 52 amino acids.
AUGCUUCGGGCCGACCCGUCCUACCCGACGGUGGCACUCUUCCACGUCUCGCUCACACACGCUGAGAAAAAAUCGGAAACGGCGUGCAGCAGAGUCACCGACGAGCUGGACGCUGUGUGGGCCCCCUACGUUGUAAGAGCGCCGGAGUCGGAACUGUAG